Olea europaea var. sylvestris is the source of this 1825-nucleotide messenger RNA. Its product is annotated as U-box domain-containing protein 7-like. NCBI's taxonomy places the organism in Eukaryota, Viridiplantae, Streptophyta, Magnoliopsida, Lamiales, Oleaceae. The record is from RefSeq and is a predicted model, not a curated record. Bases 190 to 1476 code for a protein of 428 amino acids. The transcript has 2 exons.
GUAACAGACAGAUUCUUUAGUCUGCAUGUGCUCUUCUGCUCUCUUUGUUUUUUUCCACAAAGUCUACUUCUUCUUGUCCGAUUCUGCACUCUAUCUCACUAAAAGUCGAACAUAAAUAGACAAAUUUGAUUAAAGAAAAAGGCCACGAAAUUUUCAACUUUCAACCGGCCCCUCUUCAAUUCUUCCAAUAUGUCUGUUCCACAAGCACCAAAAAGGUCAGAUUCUUUAACUACUUGGUUCUUUACCUAUACAAAGCUAAGGUUCUUCAGUCGCAUGCGGCGGCUCCUCCACCUCAAGGCCGCCAAGAAGCAAUACAAACCGCCAGAAAUAGUCGAGAAGCCUGUAGAUACAGAUAUACAUACAGAGGCAAAUAUGAAGGGAAAGAGUGAUUGGGUGGUGAUUUUGCAAAGGUCUGUGAAGAGGCUACACUUUGGAAGCUGGGAAGAGAAGGAGGUGGCGGCGGAAGAUAUAAAAAGACUGGCGAAAGAGGACUUGAAGUGGAGGAAAACCAUGGCGGAACUCGGUGUUAUACCGCCGCUGGUGGCCAUGUUUGGUUCACAAGUGGUGGCGCGUCAAAGAUUAGCUGUUCAAACGUUAAUUGAGCUUGCUUACGGCUCUUUCACGAACAAGGCUCUGAUGGUGGAGGCAGGAAUCUUAUCAAAAUUACCUGAAAAUGAGGAUGUCUUAGGUGAACCGGCUAUGCAAGAAUUUUCACAGCUCCUCUUGUCUAUAUCUGCAGCCUUGGCCAACAGCAAUUUCUCUCUGUCCUCAUCAAGAGUUAUCCCCUUUAUAAUUCACAUUUUGGAUUCAAGUUCAAGUACUAUUCAGACAAAAGAUACAUGUUUGACAACAUUGUACAAUCUUUCCUCAGUCCUAGACAAUGCUACAACUUUGGCUACAAGUGGGAUGGUCAACAUUCUCUUGAGGCUGUCUACACUUAAAGAAGCAUCAGAAAAAGCCCUUGCAGUCUUGGGAAACUUGUCUAUAACCUUAACAGGAGAGAAGGCGCUAGAAAGUGAUCCAAUGGUACCCGAAGGAUUAAUCGAGAUUAUGACAUGGGACGAGAGGCCGAAAUGCCAAGAAUUAUCUGCUUAUGUAUUGAUGAUUUUAGCCCAUAGAAGCUCACUCCAAAGGCAGAAAAUGACCAAGGCUGGAAUUGUGCCUGUCCUCCUUGAAGUGGCCUUAUUGGGUACUCCCUUGACUCAGAAAAGAGCAUUAAAAAUAUUGCAAUGGUUUAAAAGUGAAAGACAAAUGAAAAUGGGGCCUCAUUCAGGGCCACAGGAUGGGAGAAUAUCCCAGGGAUCCCCAGUAAAUCCAAAGGAGAUUGAUGAAGGGAAGAAAUUAAUGAAGAAAAUUGUGAAACAAAGCCUAUAUAAAAAUAUGGAAACAAUCACUCGUCGUGCCACUGGCGAAGGGGAUUCUUCUAAGCUUAAGUCUUUGGUAAUUAGUUCAAGUUCUAAGAGUUUGCCUUACUGAUUUAAUGGUACGUGAAGACGAUCCUAGUCAAACACUAAGGGCGAUGGAACACCCUUCAUGGUGCUUUCCUUUUAUUGGAGUACCUAUGAUCUAUCAAAGUCGAUGAAAUGUACAAAGCCAAUAUUUUGACACGAGGAAACUCCAAGGGAAAACAAUGAUUUGCCACCUCUUUAGAUUGCACCACUUGUGCAAGUUGCAACACUAUAUUUUGUCGUAUAUUGUGGAAUAUAAAUCUUUUGUUUUUAAUUUCUUGGAAGGUAAAUUCUCACAUUUGUUUUAUGGUGAUUUUUUAUAACUAAUAAUUGUAACUUACCUUGUAAAAAAAUAAAUUAAAUAAAAUCUUCGAACU